ACUCACCUAGAGCUAGCGAUCAGCACGUACGCUCUUAUCUACAAAGCACCACAUGAGCAGCACGGAGUAGAAUUAAGCACCCAUUUUGCAACCCCGCGCCCUUCUUAAUCUUGACAUCGCUACUCUAUCCCCUGGUCAAGGCGGCGGUGCUCGACGCCUUCGCGUCCAAGCUGGCGGCCGGAAAUCCUGGCGGGCAUGGUGAAGGAGGAGGUGUAGAUGCUCCUGGGAGUGCCGGGAGAGAUCACCAAGCUCGAGACGACGUUCGGCGACCUGAGCAGCAUCUUGGCAGAUGCCGAGAGGAGGCGCAUCCGUGACUCGGCUGUGGAGCGGUGGGUGAGGGAGCUCAAGAAUGUCAUGUACGACGCUGAUGAUAUCCUUGAUCUCUGCCAGAUCAUGGAGGCCGGAGAAGAUCCCUUGUCAGCAGCUGCUGCUCCAAAAACCACUUCAGGGUGCUGGGACAUUCCGAAGAUGUUCUUCUGCUUCCGCAACCCCGUCGUUGCACAUGAGAUAGGGAGGAAGAUACAGGCAGUCAACCAGCGGUUAGUGGACCUUGAGAAGAGGAGCUCUCGCUUUGGAUUCAUUACCCAAGCCAUCAAUUUAUCAGGUCAUUAUGCCAACAAAGCCAACGAUCCUUCCUCUAACGGCAACCGCAACACUGGGCCGGCUUUCAUUCAGUCCGACAUUGUUGGAGAGAAAGUGGAGGAAAGUAAGAGGAAGCUCAUCGACCUACUUAUCAAGAAGGUGGGCCCUCAUCAGGGAUCAAGUGGAAGCAAUAAUAAUGUAGCUGUUGCUGCGGCUAUCACCGGUGCUGGUGGGAUUGGUAAGACCACUCUUGCCAGGAUGGCUUUCAACGAUGCCAUGUUGGUGGAAAGUUUCGACAAGACGGUUUGGUUGAGUAUCAAUAAGGAGGUCAACGAGAUUGCUUUGCUUCGUAGAGCUAUAGCUGCUUUUGGGGUGGAUUAUGGAGGCCUUGCAGAAGACAAGGCUAUGCUGGAGCAUGCAUUGAAGCAAGUAGUCCGGCAAAAGAAAUUUUUGUUGGUGAUGGAUGAUGUGUGGAGCGAUAAGGUGUGGAACGAGCUGCUUAGAGUAGCGCUCAAUGAUGGUGCUUCUGGCAGUCAAAGUUUUGGUGACCACAAGAAAUAAUGGAGUUGCCCGCAUGAUGAAAGCACAGUAUCUCCACCGGGUUGACAAGCUAGAAACACAAGAUGCUUGGGCUUUGCU
Messenger RNA from Panicum virgatum (switchgrass), 1221 nucleotides. Its product is annotated as putative disease resistance protein RGA4. The transcript has a single exon. Gene Ontology annotation, molecular function: ADP binding. Gene Ontology annotation, biological process: defense response to other organism. The coding region runs from base 217 to 1143 and encodes 308 amino acids. NCBI's taxonomy places the organism in Eukaryota, Viridiplantae, Streptophyta, Magnoliopsida, Poales, Poaceae. The record is from RefSeq and is a predicted model, not a curated record.